This is a messenger RNA of Pogona vitticeps (central bearded dragon), 6692 nucleotides long. The record is from RefSeq and is a predicted model, not a curated record. NCBI's taxonomy places the organism in Eukaryota, Metazoa, Chordata, Lepidosauria, Squamata, Agamidae.
GGAGAGGCGGCGGUGGCGGAGGCGGCAGCGUUGUUUUGGUGAGGGCGAGCCGAGAGGGGAGGGGAGGGGCUGCUGGCGCCGGGAGGCGCGGUUCCGGACCGGAGAGUAAGGCCUAGCAGGUGGAGCCGUGACGAGGUGGCCCGCCGGCGCCUGAGGAUGUGAGCCGGGAGGACCCGUCCACCCUCCGGAAGCAAGCAGGCAGGCAGGCAGGCGGGCAGGGAAGAGGACACUUCUUCGGCGGACGAGAUGCACCAUGGCCUCGGUGAAGGUGGCCGUCAGAGUCCGGCCCAUCAACCGCAGGGAAAAGGAUCUCGAUGCUAAAUUUAUUAUUUCAAUGGAGAAAAAUAAAACAACAAUUACAAAUACCAAGAUACCAGAGGGAGGGACUGGAGACAUGGGACGAGAACGAACGAAAACUUUUACUUAUGAUUUCUCUUACUUCUCAGCAGAUCCUAAAAGUCCAGACUAUGCAUCUCAGGAAAUGGUCUUUAAUAACCUUGGCACUGAUGUUCUCAAAUCUGCUUUUGAAGGUUAUAAUGCUUGUAUUUUUGCAUACGGACAGACUGGAUCUGGCAAGUCUUAUACAAUGAUGGGAAAUGCUGGGGAUGCUGGUUUAAUACCUCGGAUUUCUGAAGGACUGUUUAACCAAAUCAAUGAAAAAACAAGAAGGAAUGAAGCCUCAUUUCGGACAGAAGUCAGUUACCUUGAAAUUUACAAUGAACGUGUCAGAGACUUACUGAGGCGCAAAUCUUCAAAAACAAAUAACUUAAGAAUUCGUGAACAUCCAAAAGAAGGUCCAUAUGUUGAGGACUUGUCUAAGCACUUAGUGCAAAAUUAUAGUGAUGUAGAAGAACUUAUGGAAGCCGGAAACAUAAAUCGGACCACUGCUGCCACUGGAAUGAAUGAUGUUAGCAGUCGAUCCCAUGCCAUUUUCACUGUCAACUUUACUCAGGCCAAAUUUGAUGCUGAAAUGCCGUGUGAGACUGUAAGCAAAAUACAUUUGGUAGACCUUGCUGGAAGUGAGAGAGCAGAUGCCACUGGUGCUACAGGUGUCAGAUUAAAAGAAGGAGGGAAUAUUAACAAAUCCCUAGUUACUCUGGGAAAUGUCAUUUCUGCCUUAGCUGAUUUAUCUCAGGAUGCCUCAAACCCUGUUACAAAGAAGAAGCAAGUAUUUGUGCCUUACCGAGAUUCUGUUUUGACAUGGCUUUUGAAAGAUAGCCUAGGAGGGAAUUCUAAAACAAUCAUGAUUGCAACUAUUUCACCUGCUGAUAUUAAUUAUGGAGAAACCUUAAGCACCUUGCGUUAUGCCAACCGGGCUAAAAACAUAAUCAAUAAGCCUACCAUUAAUGAGGAUCCAAAUGUGAAGCUAAUCCGUGAGCUUCGAGCUGAAAUAGCCCGACUGAAGGCUCUGCUUGCUCAGGGGAAUCAGAUUGCUCUUCUAGAUUCUCCAACAGCAUUAAGUAUGGAAGAAAAACUUCAACAGAAUGAAGCAAGAGUGCAAGAGCUUACUAAAGAAUGGACCAACAAGUGGAAUGAAACUCAAAAUAUUCUAAAAGAACAAACCUUGGCCUUAAGGAAAGAAGGAAUUGGUGUUGUGUUAGAUUCUGAGCUGCCUCACCUAAUAGGCAUUGAUGAUGAUCUUCUGAGCACGGGUAUCAUCUUGUAUCACUUGAAGGAGGGUCGAACACAUGUUGGAAGAGAAGAUGCUGCAACAGAACAGGACAUUGUCCUUCGAGGCCUUGAUUUGGAAAGUGAGCAUUGCAUCUUUGAACACUUUAAUGGAGCAGUUCACUUAAUACCACUCCGUGGAGCUCAGUGUUCGGUGAAUGGAACUCAAAUUGCAGAAGCAACACAACUCAACCAAGGUGCUGUUAUAUUACUUGGAAGAACAAAUAUGUUUCGUUUCAAUCAUCCCAAGGAAGCAGCCAAAUUGAGGGAAAAAAGAAAGAGUGGAUUGCUUUCUUCCUUCAGUUUAUCCAUGUCAGAUCUUUCAAAAUCUUGUGAAAACCUUUCAGCAGUCAUGCUGUAUAAUCCAGGAUUAGAAUUUGAGAGACAGCAACGAGAAGAACUGGAAAAAUUAGAAAGCAAAAGAAAGCUGAUAGAAGAAAUGGAAGAAAAGCAGAAAUCCAAUAAAGCCGAACUAGAAAGAAUGCAACAAGAAGUGGAGUCGCAACGUAAGGAAACGGAGAUAGUUCAGCUGCAAAUCCGGAAACAAGAGGAGAAUCUUAAAAGGAGAAGCUUUCAUAUAGAAAGCAGGAUGAAAGAUUUGCUAGCAGAAAAGGAAAAAUUUGAAGAAGAGCGAUUGCGUGAACAGCAAGAGAUAGAGCUCCAGAAAAAGAAACAAGAAGAAGAAAUUUUUGCUAGAGUUACGGAAGAGCUUCAGCGAUUGCAAGAGCUCAAUCAGAACGAAAAAGCAGAGAAAAUGCAGAUUUUCAGAGAACUGGAAAAGCUAAAAAACGAAAAAGAGGAACAGUGUAUCAAAUUAGAAAUGGAAAAAAAGAGGUUGGAAGAACAAGAAAGAGAUCAAGUCCUGCUGGUGGCAAACUUAGAGGAGCAGCUUAGAGACAAACAAGUCAUGGUGCAGCUUCUCAAAAGAGGAGACGUGCAAAGGGUUGAAGAAGAACAGAGGAACCUUGAAGACAUCAGAGAGUCUCUGUUGCGCGUUAAAGAAUCAAGAUCUGAAGGAGAGGAAGAUGGUGAAGAAUUAGAAAAGAUACAGCAGAAUUUCAUUGAUUUUAAAAAGAAACAGCUAGAACAGCUAACUAGUAUAGAAAGAGACUUGUUUCAACAAAGAAGUAAUUUAGAAAAAGAAAUAGCUGAUGAAUGUGAAAAUCUGGAGAGUUUAAAUCACACAUAUGCAAAGCACUUGUAUCUUGAAAGAAAUAAUGGAAGCACAUUGGAGCCUGCAUUAGCUGUUGAAGAAUGUAACAAAAUAAAAUUGGGUGAGUAUAGGCUACAGUAUAAAGAGCGGCAGCUCCAGUAUCUGAUCGAUAAUCAUUUGCCAGCUUUGUCGGAAGAAAAGCAAAGAGCCUCUGAAGUACUUGACAGAGGCUGGCAAGGCUUGGACAAUACUCUAUAUGAAGUUGAGAAAGAGAUGGAAGAAAAGGAAGAACAGCUUGCACAGUACAAGGCCAGCACCAGCCAAUUGCAGCAGCUUCAAGAAACAUUUGAAUUCACUGCCAACGUAGCUCGUCAAGAAGAAAAAGUGAGGAAAAAGGAGAAAGAAAUACUUGAAUCAAGGCAAAAACAGCAACGAGAAGCACUGGAGCAAGCAGUGGCAAAGUUAGAAAGGCGACAUUCUGCUCUGCAGCGUCAUUCUACCAUAGAAAUUGAGGAGCAAAAACAGAAACUCGCAAAUUUGAACAGCAGUUGGAGUGAACAGGCAGGCUUGCAAGCUACUCUAGAGGCAGAGCAAAAAGCAUUGGAACAAGAACAAGAACAUUUGGACUUGAAAAUACAGCAGCUGAAGCAGAAGAUAUAUGAAGGUGAUGCAGUUGAAAAAGCUAUUGGAGCCAUAGAAGAAAGAUCACCUCAGCUCAGUUCUCCUUCUGAUGUGACAAAAUCUCAGUCACAUUUUAUUCCACUGGUUGAUGAUAGAAUAAAUGCCUUUAUUGAGGAAGAAGUUCAAAGACGCCUUCAAAACAUUCAAUAUAGUUCUGGUGAGAAUGGUAGUGAUCUGUUGCAUUCUACAGAAUUUAUAAAGGAUAACGAGAAAUUUCAUAAUGGUGCUCUUCAACGCAAGUUGAAGUAUGAGAAAGGACAGCCCUGGUUGCCUCUUUAUGACUUUCUCGGUAUCUCUAACGAUGACAGCCAAUGUCAUAAGCUGGUUGGUGAAGAUACAAGAAUAACAGGCUUCAGUAAUCAGGAGGAACAUUUAGAUAGAUUUGAUCCCUAUUGGAGAACAAUUUUGCCCUUGUACGUAUCUCAAGAAAAUGCAAAUAAAAGGAGUUUGCUAGGAUGGGAGAAUAUCAGUUACCUCUGCUAUAAUGAAUGCAAAUCAAAUCAAGCAAAAGUCACAAUGAGCAAAAAAACUUGCUUUAAAUAUUCCCCAGAAACUCCUCCUCAAAUGCAUGACGGAUGUAAAGUUAGUCUUUUGCUGGAUGAAAAAGCAGCACUCAGUCAUUCUGGAAAUGCAAGCGUAACUACUACUUCUUGGCAAUUCCAUAGCUCAGAUACAGAACUUGAUUCUUUUCGUAGCCACUGUGUUCCUCCCUCAGAACUUUCUAUUUCUGCUAAACACCAGUCUGCCAGUUGCCUUUCUCUAGCAUUCAGAGAAUGCUGUGAUGAUAUUUCCGGAAUUUGUGAGCAGAUCCCAGAUGAACAGUUGAAUGAAAGGACUACAAAUGCCAGCCAAGGACGUUGCCAUGACUCACAUACACGAGCAAGAGAAAGUUAUACUCUGGAACAUCUGUUUGGCAAAUUCUCCGAUAUAUGCAGUCAUACCAAUUAUCACAUAUCUAAGAGUAGCUGGUUUUCAAAACCAAUCAAAGAUCUAGUCAAUCUCUGUAAAGAAAGUAAGACAUAUACACAGGUGGCAUCAUUUAUUAAAAGCUUUCAAUCUGCUAAAAAGAAGCAGUUUGAUCUGGUUUUAGGUAUGCAGAUGGCUGCAAGCAUCAGUCCAGAAGUUCCUUUGCAGAAAGAAAAUGCCAUGAAGUUCUUGACUUCAGAAAUCUCACUUGAUCUGUGUAUAGCAGAUCACAUUGAGGAGUCUAGCAAUUCUUUCAGAAACAAAGAACUGAAAAUAAGCCAUGUGUUUCAACAGAAUCUUGUAAACUUCUCAGACGAGCUUCUGAAAUUGCAGCAAUGUCCUUGGGAUGAACUGCUUCAGAAUCUGACUUGUGUCUUGCCAGAAAUUUGUGCCACACCUGCUGAGUUGAAAGGAAUAUACUGGAUUGCAGUGGGAAACUAUAAAAAAACUGGCCCAGAACCUGCAUGCUUGCUUUUAUUUGGUUCUGUUUUGUAUGCCAUUCAAUCAUCAGCUGGUCAACUUGAGGACACUCUGAAAAUUUUUCAUGUUCUUCCAAUGGGUACAUUAAGAGAAAUCCAAAUUGGUUACGCUGGACAGAGCAUCCAGCUUCUGUGUUCCAGUGAAGAAAAUGGAAUGAAACUAUUUACCUUUAACAAAUACUUCACACAAAGAAUAUGCCAUGACAUACUUAGCAUUUUGAUUUCGUCAUCAGAUUAUGCUGAUUUAGAUCACCCCCUCCUCAAAGAAGAUCUCUUGAAACUUUCGCUAGACUGGAAUUCAGCAAUCACUGAUUUGGUUUUAGACAGUGGUCUGCGCCUCACCUGUGAUUUUCAGAAUAAUUUAGCAGAUCUAGUUUACUUGUUCCAUGAGAAUAUGGAAAGCAACAGACCUUCUUUAGGAGAAGUUAAGAUACUGCUCUAUGCCACAGUGAAAGUAGAGGGUGAAAUAAGAUCACUAGUCCUUACUAAUACUCAUAUAGGACUUAUAUGGGAAGAUAGUUUCUUUGGCCCAGUUCAUGCAGCUUUACAUUCCCUUGCUGAUCAAUCACAAUUUGACAGAAUUCAGUUGCACUGUUUGAGUGAGCUCAGGCUUGUGGUUGUCCCAGAGAAAGAGAAUCUAAUGCAAAUUGAACUUGUGUUUACUAAGGCAAGUAAGAUUGGCUGUGAUUUAGCCAGCACGUCAUCUUGCCUUUUUCAAAGAGAAAAACAGAUUCAGUUGAGUCAUGUUUCCUCCUGUUGCCUUGUCCAUCCUAGUACCCAAUCAUGUAUCUGGAGACUGACUUUCAGUUCAACUGAAGAUGUUCUUAGGCUAAUGUUGCAUUUGACAGGACAAUAAAUCUGAAUCCUUUAGAUUUUUGAAAUUUAGGUACAGUAGUUCUAAAAUCCAGCACUGUGGGAGGGGAGAAUACAGAUAAGUCAAAUAUAUUUGUUUGUCUUACCUGAAAGUAUCUUUCAUGAGACAUAUAAUAGGUUUUAAAAAGCAAGAUUGCAUUCUGAAGAAAACUUCCUUAGCAGAAUUUAAAUUCAUAGUUCUUUUUUACUAUAUCCAAGAUUAACUGAGAAUUAUUUUUAACUGUUAGUGUCAAGAUUCAAUUUAAAGUAUUUAAACUGUACAGUAGGAGAGGAGGAGAGACAGCUCUUUAUAUGCUGAUUAGCAUUCUCAGGCUUGCAGCUCUUCAUAUUAAAAUAGCUGCAUACACUGCAUUUGUAUGCAGGUAUAUUGGAUAGUUUGAAUUCAAAACACUUCUAUAUUUGGGAAGCUAGCUUUAGUUUUGGAAUAUGUUGGCAGUUUGGUGUUAAUUGGGAUCGAGAUAAGUACCGACCAAAAAAGAUUGCUACCACAUCUUAAAUAUGAACAUAUUCAUUGUAGCAUAAGCUUUCUUGGACACUGGGACAAGGAUAUCAUGGACAAGAUAGGCUACCACCGACAGACCCAAAUGUAUGUUUGUCCCUAUGCUCUGUUUAAGGAAGGUCAUUUGAAAGGGGUAAUUUCCCUGCAGGAAGAAUUACUGAGCAGUGAUUUCCUCUUCUCGUUCUGAUUUCUUUAUCAUGAAUAAAAUUCUUGUUCCUUUCCCAUUAUUUGGUGCAUGAUCUUUCAUUCAGAUUUCCAGGAUCUUCUUUGUUGUAUGCUGUUAAUUUGCAGAUUACUUGCAUCUUAGUUUGUUUCAUAAGGUAUGUGUUCUGUAUUCCAAUGUAUCUACUGAGAUAAAAAAAUUUGAUCAGCA